AUGACCGCAGCGACCUCAUCUGUACCUGAUAUUGCCAGACCUUCCAUGAAUGCAAUGAAAAGAAGAAGUAUUAUCAUCCCUCAACCAGCUAACCAUCGUAAACUUAAAGAUGCAGUUAAAAAAAUUGUUGAUGAAAUAUUAGAACUUUUCAUUGAAGCUCAACAAAUUGGCAAAGAUGACAAUGGAAUUACGAAUAUGAUUUUGGACCAUACUAAAAAGCGAAAUACUAAUGCUGUAGAAGUCCUAGAGUGGUUAUUAUGUAAUCAACAUACUCUGCAAUACAAAACUCUCCUUGGUUACUUUUAUUUACAUGACAUUGGAACAGAAAUAGAUACAAGAAAGGCUUAUGUUUUGUAUCUCGCAGCUGCAAAAAAGGACUAUCCCAUUGCUCAAUAUUUGCUUGAAAUGGCAAUUCAUUAUUAUACUAAGGCGUCCAAACUCGGCCAUGAAAGUUCACAAGUUGUACUGAAUAAGCUCUUGAAGGCAACCAGUUCUCCUCCUUCAUCGUAG
Molecule: messenger RNA, 510 nt
Organism: Cetraspora pellucida
Lineage: Eukaryota; Fungi; Glomeromycota; Glomeromycetes; Diversisporales; Gigasporaceae
Source: the annotation of a GenBank genome assembly